Nylanderia fulva is the source of this 1767-nucleotide messenger RNA. It is a transcript of the gene beta4GalT7, whose product is annotated as beta-1,4-galactosyltransferase 7. The record is from RefSeq and is a predicted model, not a curated record. Gene Ontology annotation, biological process: carbohydrate metabolic process; proteoglycan biosynthetic process. Lineage: Eukaryota; Metazoa; Arthropoda; Insecta; Hymenoptera; Formicidae. Gene Ontology annotation, cellular component: Golgi apparatus. Gene Ontology annotation, molecular function: xylosylprotein 4-beta-galactosyltransferase activity.
ACCUAUAAUUUUCACGGGAAAUUUUAGAACGGAUCUACGGAAUGUGCACGAACGUGCGAAUCGGUGCGAAAAGGUGACCCGGAGCAACCUCGAGCGUUCGCGAACUGUCAAAUUACGAGUGACAGGUGACAGAUCCUCCGCUCCGCGAGAUGACAUAAAUCACUCGUUUCUUAGACGAGCGUCGAUAAGACACAACACGAUGCUGCACGAAUUUUGCAUGAAUUUUAUUUCGUCGACGAAGGAGCUCGUCCGUUGAAUAAAUAAUAAUUCGUCGUAUAAGACGGAAAAAAGAGAAACGAUGCGAGAACGAUCACCGGAAGAAAUCUUCAAGCAUCUCUUCAUAUCAUUUUAAAAAAAACAUGCGUUUCUCUCGUACAAGAUACUCCUCGUAUCUUACAAUAAUUUCACGUUGAAAUUCAUUCGCAUAUUUACAUUGUUGAUCGGCAACUGUGUGCAAAAUUUAAGGGUUGAACUGUGGAUUAUUAUUAUCUUUGCACCUCUCCCUAUUUUCACAUUGUUCUAAGUGAAUAUAUACUUAAUAUAGAAGUUUUUAUGAAAAAAUAACUCUUUCCAAAGAAAAGGAUGCCAUUAAAAAAAAUAUUAAAAUAGAACAAGACACAAUUCUUUGUUAUGAGAUUUUCUUUUCGUAAAGAUUAUAUUCAGUAUGGAUAAUAUUUGGAAAAGUGUCAGAUUUAAAUACAUCUUUGCUUGCAUCCUGAUCACCUUUGUCACAUCGUGUAUAAUCAGCAUAUCUCCCAUCAGCAUUGAUGAAUGCAAGUGUGAUACAAAUGCACAAUCAGGUCAACAUCUCAAACAACUGACCGAUGAGAUUAAUGGACAUAAAAAAGAAUCUGAGCAUCGAUUAGCUCUACUGGUACCAUUUAGAGAUCGUUUUGAAGAACUGCUAAUAUUUGUACCACAUAUGCAGAAGUUUUUAGACAAGCAAAAUAUAGAUUAUCAUAUAUUUGUGUUAAAUCAGAUGGAUAGAUAUAGAUUCAAUAGAGCAUCUCUUAUAAACGUAGGCUUUUUGGAAACAGAGAAAGCAUUUGAUUACAUUGCAAUGCAUGAUGUAGAUCUCUUGCCUAUGAAUGAUCAAUUAUCGUAUGCAUAUCCAAGUAGAGGACCACAUCACAUAUCAUCACCAGAUUUACAUCCCCGGUAUCAUUACAAUGCCUUUAUUGGUGGCAUCCUGCUCAUUAAAAGAGAGCAUUUCAUACAAGUAAAUGGUAUGUCCAAUAAAUAUUGGGGAUGGGGAUUGGAAGAUGAUGAAUUUUAUCUUAGAUUGAAAGAAGCUAGUCUAAGUCCCAGUCGUCCGCAAAAUGUAUCAACAGGAGUGCAUAAUACAUUUCAGCAUAUACAUGACAGAAGUCAUAGAAAAAGAGAUACAACAAAGUGUUACAAUCAACGGGAAGUUACUAGAAAACGAGACCGACAGACUGGCUUGAAUAAUGUUUCAUAUAAAAUACUGGAUACAAUUAAGAUGACUAUAUCAGAUAUUCCUUUAACAGUGAUCAACAUCUCUCUGCUGUGUGAUAAAUCAAGUACACCUUGGUGUGAAUGUGAGAAACUAGUCGCAUCAAAGGAUCAAGGGAGAUCAAAAGAGAAAAAAAAAAUCCUUAAUAGUAAACUCGCCACUCGAUUGUAAUUAUUUAGUAAUUUAAUUAUAAUUAAAAUAUUAUAAAAUGUAUUCAAGCAACACAUUCACAAUUCUUCCAGCUAUUAUGUAUUUGACUCAUUGUUAGCUAAAAAUAAAACACUUUCCUAUAG